AUGUUCGGGAUCUUCCGUUCGAGUGCCAACAAGGAACCCAAGGAACCCGAGGAACCCAAGGAAGCGCCUCACCAGGAAGCGCCUCAGCAAGGCUCAUUGGCCAAGAUGGACGUCGGUUCGCUGGUCCAGCAGAUGCAGGACACCCUGUCGGAAAUCAAUGCAACUGUCAAGGGGCUAUCCACCGAAGAACAAGAUGCGCGACUCGAUGAACUAGACCAGAAGCGAGAGCAGCUACUCUCCGAUCUGCGUGCUACCUUCGAGAAAGAGAAGGAGGAGCUCGAAGCCAAACACAAGGCCGAGGUCGAGGACAUCGCGGAGAAGCGAAGGAAAGAAGACGAAGAGCGCGAAGCUCGCCGUCAGAAGGAGGAUGAGGAACUGCAGGAGAAGGCUUCCAACGAGGAUAGGGAGAAGGAGGGCAAGUUCGAAGACGACACGAGCAACGUCGAGAAUGAUACGGAUCAACAGAUGGAAGAGAUCGAAGAGGAAGCACGAAAGGUGAUCGAGAGCGGAAAGCAAAAGCUGCAGGAUCUCGAAGAGAAGAGACGGGAAAUCAACCGUCAAAUCGACGAGCAACUCAAACGACCACUUCCAGCUAUUCCCACACGGAGACGGGCCAGAGCGGCAACAGGCGCUUCCACAAAAGGCUCAGUCAAAGGUCACACCCCCAACGCUUCUGUUCCUUCGACCAACGAACAAGCAUCUACACCGAUAAAACAGGACUCAUCUACCGUGAAAGAGAAUGCAACUUCGAACGUCAACGGAACAAGUCCGGAUUCCAGUGUGAAGCAGGAACCUUCUACGGAGAAAGGAGAUGAAGCAGUGGAUGCUGACGACAGCACUCCUGAUACCAAUACAAAACAGGAACCUUCUACGGCGAAAGCAGAUGAUGCACUGGAUGCUGACGACGACACUCCGGAUCUCGACGCAAACCAAGGCUCUUCUACGGACAAAGGCGAUGAUGCACUGGAUGUCGAGGACAACACUCCGGAUACCGAUGCAAACCAAGGCACAUCUACGGAGAAAGGAGAUGACACAGUGGAUGUCGAGGACAACACUCCGGAUACCGAUGCAAACCAAGGCACAUCUACGGAGAAAGGAGAUGACACAGUGGAUGCCGACGACAACACUGCCGACGACAACACUGCUGAUACCAACACAGAACAGGUUUCUCCUACUGAGAAAGGAGAUGAUGAACUGGAUGCCAGCGACGACACUCCCGAGGCAACUAAAACACUAGCUGAGGAAGCCACCACACAUCCGGCGGGCGAGAUAGGAGCCCAAGACGACAAGGGGAGUCAACAGGACACUUCUACACAACCAAGUGAUAGCAUCAACGGCAAUGCUGAGGCCAAGGACGACAAUGAGGGAAUUCCACAGGACCCCUCAGCGCAGCCAAGUGAUGGUGCCAACGGAAGUGCUGAGCCCAAAGGAGACUCCGAGCAAGAAGACUCCAAGCAGGAAGACUCCAAGCCGGAAAACUCCGAGCAGGAAAUCACUGAGCGGGAAGACUCCAAGCAGGAAGACACUGAGCGGGAAGAUACCAAGCAGGAUGACUCCGAGCAGGGAGACACCAAGCAGGAUGACUCCGAGCAGGAAGACACCAAGCAGGAUGAGUCCGAGCAGGAUGACUCCGAGCAGGAAGACACCAAGCAGGAUGAGUCCGAGCAGGAUGACUCUGAGCAGGAAGACGCCGAGCAGACCCAAUCGAAAAAGUCGAGCGACUCUCAGAAGAAGCCAGCGACCAAAGUGACUGGUGACAAGUCCUCUGCGAAAGCACAGGACGAUCCCUCAGGCGAGAAAAGUACAGAUGAGGGCUCCACUGAUGAUGAGCCUGCCACUGACGAUCAAGGCGAGCGAGCAGUCGGUGGCGGAGAUGACAAUAUACGAGAGAAGGAAGACGAUGAGGAAAGUCGGGAACAGGGUCUUUCAAGGAGCGACCUUGAAGGUACACCUCAGGAGGGGAAAGACCGGGCUCAUGAGGAGCCAGACGUCGAGGCGCCAGACGUCGAGGAGCCAGACGUCGAGAAAGAAAGACACGAAACGGAACCAGAACAAGACAACGCUACCAAACCUACCUACGAACAGCCGGAGCAUACCAACCAGGAGGACAAACCCGCUGAAGAUCCCACCGCUACAGCAGCACCAGCCUCCGACAAAGACAAGUCCACAUCUCAACCACCUACCAACAUCGAGACCGAUGUCGAUCCCAGCGCCACCACCAAGCUGAAUGAUGAGAAACCAAGCUCAUCCGAGGAACCAAGAACUCCAAUUGAGAAGCAAUUACCCAGUUCCGCGAAUGAGGGACCAUCUCAAACACCUUCUGCUGGCCACAACCAGGAGCUACAAGCUGCUCAACAGCCUUCUGAAGCACUCGCGUCUGAGAGUAGUGGUGUAACCGAGGCCGGCCAGUCUCAGGACGAACAAGGUGGCGAUCAUCUCGUCCCUGAGUCUGACAUGACUGGUGAUCGAGCCGCUUUAGACCAGCCCGAUCCAGCAACCACAGAUGUUGAAGGGAAGCAGCCGGCCAGUGAUGACCUUAUCACAGCAUCUGACUACCAGGGAACGCCCCUUGAGCAAUCCUCUGAGAAACCAUCGGAGCAACCGUCGGAGCAACUAUCUGAGCAACCAUCUGAGCAACCCGCUGAGCAACCCGCUGAGCAACCCACUGAGGAGCCAACCAGCACCGAACGGGGCGUAGACCGGACCUCACAAAGCUCUCCACCGGCCGAGGAACCUUCACUGCGUACCGAUGCACAUGCAAGCCCAACUGGUAUGCCACCCAUGAAGCAGUCAGAAGCCACAGCCAGUCAUGGUAGCAGCGGACCUGACCACAGCCACACGCCAAAGGACGCUGACACAGGGGUAGCCUCCAACGAAGAGAGUAGUACUGAUGAGCGUCGCGAAGAGCAAGAGUCAACCCGCGAGCACACGCCGCAUGCAACUCCAUCUGAACAGCGACAACCAGGGCACCCAAACGAGCCGGACAAUCAAAUGGACCGGGAACAGGCAGCAAUUCCGUCUUCGUCUAAACGACAGAACCGGUUGAUGCGUGGUGUCUCUGUCACGAGCGCCAUGCUAGCACAUCCUCCGGGACAUCCAGUACUUCCACGUGGGGACAGCGAUAUCUUAGCACCCCCGAGUCCUCUCAAGGGGGACCUGGUCUUCGGUUUCCCAAGCGGGUCGACCCUCGAUCCCACUCCGAAGCCCCAGACGCGGCCGGCGCAACAGGCUGGUGACUACUUCAAGUUCGGGGACUUCUUGCCUGCUGGACAGCAGGCACUGAAAGAAACUCACUCACCUCUGCCGGUAGAGAACGAGACCGUUCACGGCGAGGAUGACCUGUUUGAGAUUGCCUCCACUUCCACUACACCUGGGGUUUCUCAAGCUGGGGAAGAGCCAAAUUUGGGCAUGUAUCAGCCUACCGAUACUGAUGAGGUACCUCCACAAGCGAUGGCGGAAGAUACCCCAUCACAUGAUGCGGUUGGGCCGAAGACACCAGACGCGACUGUCAGAUUUCGGUCGUGGGGCAGCGAGGUGGAUGAGGAAGAAGCACGAUCUGCUACUCCUAGGGGACAAGUAAAUGAGCGUGAGGACACUUCCACACAGGCUACACCCCGACCCACUGCGGAGCCUAAUGCAGACCAUAGUCGGGUAGCUGAGGGUGAUGCCGAAUACAAGCCACAAGCGCACGACGAUCCCGGGUCGACACCGAAGCUAUCCCAGGCCCAAAAGGCAUCCUUGGCAAGCGGCUCGUCCCCCGUCCGCCUCACCUUCCGCAAGCACCGCCCUCGCCUCACGAACGUCGGCUGGGCCCCGCAACCACCCAGCCGCGACCAGCCCGUCACUUCCCCGAAGCAUAAGCAUGACGGCGGGAAGAUGCUGUACAGCCAAGCCCUGAACAAGAGUGGCGGCAACCAGUCCCAGGCGGUACCCCGGACACAGGCCAAUGCGGUCCCGCAGCCCAACCCCAACCCGGAACAGGGUGCGGCGUCUUCUGGUCAGGGAGCGUUACAGCAGGUGAAUAUGGGCAGGCUGCGUAGCAAUACAAUUGCGCCUGGGUCUGCUGCCUCUGUUGGGGUGAAGCCGCAGGCCGGGGACCACCGACGCAGCUCGUCGAAUCCGGGGGCGUGGUGGCGGAAGGACGACGCGGAGGAUAUUGAUGUGCAGAGUGCUUGGUUUCAGGGCGCCAGUAAGAAUCGGAGGUGUGUAUGA
Molecule: messenger RNA, 4212 nt
Organism: Anthostomella pinea
Lineage: Eukaryota; Fungi; Ascomycota; Sordariomycetes; Xylariales; Xylariaceae
Source: the annotation of a GenBank genome assembly